GAAUAGAUUUAUCAGUUAUGUUUUACAAACUCUAAAAAGAAGAAUGAAAAUCCUUCUUGAAACUGUGCUUCUUCCCCUCGUGGUUUUUAUGAAUUCUAGCGAUGGAAGUGAUCAGCUACCACAUGGAGAUCAAAGAGCAAAGGAGUGGCGUAAAAGACGGGAUUUUCAAAUAUCAGAUCACGCUGCGAUUCAAGGACGAUUCGGAGGCUCUGCUCAACCAAUUUAUAGUGAUCCACAUGCAGAUACACGAGGACCACGAGCACGACUCGAACACGAUUUAUCAGGGCUACCAAUGCAAACACAUUACAGGUUUAUGCCUACACCACCACCACCACCAGGAUUCAUUAACGCUUCAGAAGACCUGCCAAAGCAAACAACACAGACGCCUUCCAAUUCAGCUGAUAAUCCUGAAUCGAGUUCAGGCUCUAAGAUCAAGCGUGCACCAGGGCGUCCGCGUGGAACCGGCGGCGGAAAAGGGAGUGGUCGCGGUGGUUCGCUUCCUCGCAAGAACGUGCGCCCGAAAUUUAUGCCGACAGAACGUCCCCUCUUGCAUCUGACAGGCCCUCCUAAUAAGACAGUCGAUUUUAUGAAGAAUGACGUUUCUUUAUGGCUGGAUGAAAAUGGAAAUGUAUUGCAAGCAGACUUUAAACGCAAUACUCUUCCUUAUAACGGUUUUUUUUAUCGAUAUAAUAAUUUUUUAGUCCGUCUUCAGUUAAUAGAUAACCAUUCAACGGUUAUAUAUGUAAGGCAGAAUACUUCACUUAUGGCAGUCCGAGCACCAAAUCCAUCUUCUGACUACGUUAUGGAACCUUAUGAACACCUGUGGUUCAUCAGUUUUUUUUGGAAAUUCUUCAAAGUAGAUGUAGAUCCAGCAACAAAAAAGCCGUUCAACAUUGAGCUCGCAAAUGGAAAUAAAAUUGAACCUGGACAUAAACCUGAUAAGAUUAUUUUUCCUGAUAUUACUUUUUAUAUGUUCAGAGCGCAGCCGCCUACGUUAGAAAUUACAGGAGCUUCACUUUACCCGACUAUACCCCCUCCUCAUUAAUUUUUUACAAUUUCUAUCUACAAUUUCCAGCACUCCUAGAACUUUCUAGAAUUCUAAAAUUCUUAGAAUUUCAUGAAUUCUCAUAAUUCUCUAGGUUUCCUUAAUAAACUGAAUCUCUCUAAAUUCCCAAAAAAUCUCUACAUUCUCAGGCAUUCUUUACAUAUGUUAAGUUCCUUCAAUUUUUAAAAUUUUCGAAAUUUCUGAAAAUCGUUUAAUACUUACAAUUCCUUA
Belonocnema kinseyi is the source of this 1276-nucleotide messenger RNA. RefSeq lists its product as uncharacterized. NCBI's taxonomy places the organism in Eukaryota, Metazoa, Arthropoda, Insecta, Hymenoptera, Cynipidae. The transcript has 7 exons. The record is from RefSeq and is a predicted model, not a curated record. Bases 44 to 1045 code for a protein of 333 amino acids.